CACGGUUAGCGCUUGCGGAGACCGAGCUAUGAAAAAUGAAAUUAAUUUCGCGAGUGUAUUAGUGAUGAUAAAUGAUAAUAAUCGCUUGUCCAGCCGUUUCGAGUUUUUACUUGGGUCUCGUUACAAUUAUUGAAAAUACUGACAUGUUCAAAAUAUUUUUAAAUUGUAGUUUGUACCAAUUAUAUUGUUAAUUUUCUACUUUAUCAUAAACACAGUUGCAAAAGUGAUUUGUUUUACAAAAACUUUAACCUUGGUCUUAAAAUGGUUCAAGAUGGUUUUUAUUCAGGACCUUAUAUCAAGAAUGGGUUGCUGAGUGAAUAAAUAAAACAAUAUGAGUGCUCAUAGUGGUUGUAUGAGUUGUAAUGAAAACUCAGAGCAUUUUGAAUCUAAAAUAGAGGCUGAAUGUUCUGAAGCAGAAGAUGCCCAAAUUAGACUGGCGCCGCAUGUGCAAGCUUACUUGGCUCAUAAUAACUCAACUACAAAUUGUUGUGGUUUUGCAAUACCAAUUGCCUUUGAAAGAGCCGCACCGGGAACAUGGUGGAAUCCAAGGUUUGACUCACCUAUACUUGAGGGCCAGUACAGAAGUAGCUCUUUUAGACAGAUAAGAUUAAGAUUUAGAUUUGCACUUUUAUACAUUUUGAUAUUUUCCAUUUCAUGGUUUACCUAUUUUGUGGUACUUGGUCUAAAUAAUGUGACUAUAAAAUGGCCAUUUCUAUGUUUAAUAUUUGCUGGAGUAUUGUUAAUUACAUCUGUAAUGUUGUUUUUAACCUUUACUCAAAUAUAUAAAGUACAUACAAUCAGAUUAUCCAUGACUAUGGCUCUUGCUCUGUGUACCCUCAGCUUGUCCCUCAUAGCCGUGACAACACAAUUAGAUCCAAAUUCACGUUUUAUAGCCGAUAUAAGUCAAUCAGGUCACUUCACCAUGUGCAUUGAAAUACUAUUGAUAAUCUAUACUUUGACCCCUUUACCCCUCUUUGCUUGUGUCUCAAUAGGGUUCUUGUAUUCUAUAGCUUUUGAGACCCUCAAUGUAUUCUUACAUUUAUCAGAACAAGAGUGGCUAUAUCCUGGAAUGUUAGUCAGAAUUUUACUUCAUUUUUGUGUGCAUAUAAUUGGUGUCCAUAUUUACCUUAUGACUUUUGUGAGAAUGAGGGGUACAUUUAUGAAAGUGGGUCAGAGUUUGCUCGUCAGAAGGCAGCUGGAGAUGGAAAAGCAGCUGAAAGAGAAAAUGAUUCAUUCAGUAAUGCCGCCAAAGCUUGCAAGUUGGCUGAUGGAGGAGCAAGUGACCGAAACGGAAACUAUAUCAAAAAUUCAUGAUCCUCUUCAGGCUAGAACAUCGAACCCUGGAGCUUCAGAUAUUAAAUCACUAUUCAGACCAUUUAACAUGAGUUCAAUGGAUAAUGUCAGCAUCCUAUUUGCGGACAUAGUUGGAUUUACAAAAAUGUCCAGUAACAAGGGUGCAGAGGAAUUGGUCAACAUAUUGAAUGACCUGUUUGAGAAGUUUGAUGAGUUGUGUCUAAUACAUGGGUGUGAGAAAAUCUCCACUCUAGGAGAUUGUUACUACUGCGUAUCCGGCUGUCCAGAACCGAGGCCCGACCACGCCACUUGCUGUGUUGAAAUGGGACUAGGAAUGAUAGAAGCGAUUCAAGAGUUCGAUCGGGAAAAAGGAGAGGGUGUUAAUAUGAGAGUAGGCGUCCACACGGGGACCGUCCUAUGCGGCAUAGUGGGGACUCGCCGGUUUAAAUUCGACGUCUGGAGUAAUGACGUAACACUAGCGAAUAAGAUGGAAUCAACGGGAAAGCCGGGCCGUGUGCAUAUAUCCGAGGAAACGAGCAAAUUCCUCGGGGGCUCCUACGUUUUGGAAGAGGGCGAGGAAGUUUUCGGUCAUAAAACCUACUUUAUAGAGGGCCGGCAGCUGAGUUCUCCGUACGACCACGAUUGCCUGACCCCAUCCAAUCCAGUGAACUUGCGUCUUAUCAUAUCUCCGGCCGCCUCCCCACAAUCGGCUCUCUCUAUCAGCCGAUCGCCCUUACCUGUCUCCGCGAAGACCGGCGACAAUUCUGGCGACGACAAAACAAAACCUGAUGCCAAGUUCUCCAACUUCCUAUCGCCGGGCCCGUUUAGUUUUCGUAAUAAAGCCAGCUCUCUGCCGAGUAUUUUGGACUCGGACACGGAGUUAGAAGAGAAAAGAGAUAAGCGGUUCGUGAACGGAAACGAUACCUCAUCGAAGAGUCCCACGUCUAUCGGCAGCUGCGGAAAGUACACAAACAAAAUAAAACAAUGGAAGGUACCAAAGUUUUUGAGAAAGCACUCGGACACCCCGUUACACGAAAUGAAGAAACAGAACUUCAGCGCCAAAGCCAUACAUAUAGUGGAGUGUGGAGACGCGCAGACCAAUAAUGGUUACCGCAAAGUACCGAUUGUUAUAGAAUCUCACGAGAAAGCAAGACAGAGCAGUAGCAAACUGAAUAGCCGUACGAAUGAGAUGUUCGAGAGGGAAAUAAUCGAUAUCCGAUCGUAUUUAAGUCAGUCUCGAAGCAACAUGUCGCCUUUUGCGAGGAGCAGCAGCUACAGGUCGCAGUAUGGGAGACCUACGUUAGAGCCAGGGCCAGUUAGUCGCGCUCGCAGUUCCACGUUGGCCACGCAAGGUGAACUAAUCAGGCCAAAGGACAGGAAAUUGAACCUGCCCGUACCGAACCAUCCCGGCAGACUGCCCGAUGAUAUCGUCAGCCUAUGCCCGUCUGUCAACAGCAGGAAGGAUUCAGGCAUCAGAAGCACUAGUAGGCGAUCUAGCAUACAGCAGCAGAUCUUCGUAUUGAAUCACGUCUCGUUGGCGACCUCCCAAGUGGAUAUAAUGCAGCAAAGGGUUUCCGGGUAUUACACUUCGAGCCAAUCGUCCCUCGACAUCCCCCCCCGCUCCAAGCUCCCUCCGCCGCUCGACGAGGAGCAAGUUCGGUCCUUGCAGAAAUUGCGAAAGCAAUCCGACCUUCAGCUCAUCCGAUGCGUUCAGGACAACGCGAGAUCCGGAAUCAACUAUUUCGUUCAGCCGCCAUUGAACGGGCUCACGCUUUUCUUCAAAACGCCGGACAUGGAGAGGCACUAUCGCGACAGAGCCCACAGAAGCGACGACUGCGAAGAUUUCCCUCCGACCCUGACCACGUCGCGCUUCAACACCGCCCUCGACAUCUUGGUGUCGUCGAUCAUAUUCGUUAUAGUCGCGGCCUCCAUCAUCAUAGUCUACGAGGAGUGGCGGUUCUCCAUCGGGUGGUUUAUCGCGUUCGUGUCCAUCGAAGUGGCGGCGAUGUCUCUCUGCGUGUACAGGCACUAUCUCAAGUGGAGGUCGAAGAUGGACCCCGACGACGUCGCGCAGACCCUGCGGAGGGCCGUCAGAGUGUUUCGGAAGAUGUCGAACUGGUACCCGUGGCACUUGUCCGGCAGCCUCCUGAUAAGUCUGCCCAUUCUGGCCGUCCUGCUGAACUUCUCUUGCCAGAUCACAACUUUGACGAUACUGAAAGGCAAACAGUCGUUCUACAUCUACCUUUUGAACGUGUGCAUCGUUCACUUUUGCAAUUUCACUCAGAUGAGUUGGCUCGUGAAGAACGCCUUGGUGACUCUCUACGCGGCUCUGUUCCUGUUUCUGUCCCUCCUCGGCUGCCGCGACGUGAAUACUCAAUUUCUGGAAUCGAUCGAUAUCACGCCGAGUCUGAAGCUAUUCGCUGAAAACAGCACAAACGUCACGGAUUUUCUCUUAGAGGACUCGAUGGGGAGCAACGGCACGAGGGCGUCGGCCACCGUUCGCCACGAGAUGCAUUUGAAGGAGCUCUACCUGGACGUCGUGUUGCUGCUGAUCCUGGUUUGGUUUCUGAACAGAGAGUUCGAGAUAAGCUACCGACUCAGUUUCUACAGCAACGUGGUCGCGAACAGAGACAAACAGAAGGUCCAAACCAUGAGGAAUCAGGCGGAUUGGUUGCUGCACAACAUCAUCCCGCGGCACGUCGCAGACCAACUGAAGAGCACCGCCAAAUACUCCGAGAACCACAAGGACGUCGGCGUCAUCUUCGCGAGCAUCGUCAACUUCAACGAAAUGUACGACGAGUCGUAUCUCAAGGGCAAGGAGUAUCUGCGCGUCCUCAACGAGCUCAUAGCGGACUUCGACGAACUGCUGGAGAGGCCGGAGUUUCAGCACGUCGAGAAGAUAAAGACGAUAGGCAGCACCUUCAUGGCGGCCAGCGGCCUCGACCCCGACCUCAGGCAUUCCCUGCGAGGCCCCCGCGAGCACCUCCACCAGCUCAUGGAUUUCGCGCUCGAGAUGCAAAAAGUCGUCGACAAUUUCAAUCAGGACUUGCUGGAGUUCGACUUCAUCCUUCGGAUCGGGUACAACUUCGGCGACGUCACCGCCGGAGUCAUCGGCACUUCGAAGCUGUACUACGACAUCUGGGGCGACGCCGUGAACAUCGCCUCGCGGAUGGAUUCCACGGGCGUCCCCGAGCGGAUCCAGGUGGGCGAGGCUUGCGCGUCGGCUCUCUCGUCGCGGUACGACUUCGAGCCCCGGGGCAGCGUCUACGUCAAAGGCAAGGACGACAUGAACGUGUUCCUCGUCAUCGGCAAGAAGGGCGCGUAGUCGGCUAAGUCGUCUUCUUUAAGAGAAGUGGAAUCUGUGAUUUAACUAUUUAUCGUUUAUCGUUUAACGUAAUUAUACAAAUUAUAAAUGAAUCGGUGUAUUGAAGAUUGUCUAUUUAUUGGGCGUGAAUGAAAAGUUGACGUUAUCUUAGAAGAAUACGAAUAAUUAGCAAUAAAGCGUAACUUUGUACUCGGAGGCAAGAAAGACUCGAGGCGAAGUUCUUAAAUUGCAUUCGAUGUGUCGGCUUUUGUGAUUCCAGUGAUCUAGUCCGUUCUCACCCGCUUGACUAUACUAGAUGUUUCGUUCUAAAUAAAAAACACACAUAUUUAAUUUAAUGAAGAACAUAUAGAUUUUUCUCGUACGUAAUAUUACGUAAGCUAAUGACCUAUAUAUCUAUCUUAAGUAUAAAUAUUACAAUCUAAUGAAAUAUGCAUAAAUGAUUCAUAUAAAUCUAGCCGAUUAAAUUUGAUUAUUUUAAGUUUAUUUAACAAUGAUUUUACUAAGUUACGGCUACAUUCAAACCAUAAAUUAUUCAAUAUCAACCUCUUCUACCCGUUGCCAUUUUUGAUGAGUCAUUAAAGUAUACGUAUAAUAUAAUGGAAUUGUGAUAUUUUAAGUUAUUCCUAUUUUGUUGUGACUGUGUUUUAUUUAAUUAAUAGCUGCAACUGAAAAUAUAACGUUGCGAGUAAAUUUUGAAAUGCGCGAUCCCAAAGUUGACCCCAUCGCCAUCGCAAGCUCAGUACCGGCCCAGAUAUUAAACCCAUCAAACCACUCGGCCCUAUUCUAUAACGUGGACUAAUCGUUACAAAAUGUAUAUACAACAGGUUUCCUGAACCUGAAUGCUUAGAUUAGUCUAUUGAGUUUAGAUUAGUCUAUGUUUUGUCAAAUUGUUUUAUGCGUGUAAAUAUUUUUAUGAAAAAUGUUAGAAUUCCGCGAAAGCCCCGGAGGCCGCUCGACUUGUCGAACUAGACUCAAGUGACGAGAAUUCCUUAAAGAUUCGCACUAAGCGUGCAGAUUAUGUAUCAUAUAUAUUCGUCCUUUGGUUUCCGUUGUAUAUAUCCUUCAUGUUGUGUAUAAAAUCUAACAUCUCUUGCCAUACUGCUCUCCCAAGUCUGUAUUUUAUAAUUGUUUGUAUUUUUAUACUUUCCGACCAUUUAAAGUUACCUAAUUACCGGUUCCAGUAUUGUCUAUGUGACAAUUAUGGACGUACCGGGGUGUCUCAAACCCGUUUUGGAAAAGGACAAAUAGUGAGUUUAAAGAAUAAUUUCAAGUUAUUAGUAAUAGGUAUUGGUAAAGUAUACAUUGCGGGUUUGAUUGCACUGUUUCAAAAGUAGUUUUUGAAAACCCGGUAUGAUCCUGAUGCGAUUCGAAAAUAAAAUCGUCUCGUCUUGGAACAUUUCCGAAAUGAAAUGUAUGAAUGCUACACUAUGCCUUCUCUAUGUAGAUCUUCAAACUUAUGAUAAAAGCCUUACAUUCCACUUGUAUUUCGAAAGCCUUGAAAGUGUCUAUUCACUAUAUAAAUGAGAAUUUCUCGAGCAGAUUUCGAUUGAUGGACCAAAUCUGAUAAGCCUUAGCUCUCUUAAGUCUUCAUGAUGAUGACAUAUUUUGAUCGUUAUAUCUGUCAAAACCGUUUGCGAUUUUUAAAACUAUUUUCAGUAGCGACGAUCAAAAUAUGUUAUUCGUACUAUUUACAAGUAACCUAUGUACAUCGUGAAGGCUCAAAGUACUUUACUGUCUUAAAAACUAUGUAUUAUACGUUUACUUCCCAAAAUUAUUUGUAUUUUUUCAAACUCUACAGCGAAUAAAAUUAUGUGUGAAAAGUUAAA
This is a messenger RNA of Pieris brassicae (large cabbage white), 6444 nucleotides long. It is a transcript of the gene Ac13E, whose product is annotated as adenylate cyclase type 9. Gene Ontology annotation, molecular function: adenylate cyclase activity. The record is from RefSeq and is a predicted model, not a curated record. The transcript is spliced from 8 exons. NCBI's taxonomy places the organism in Eukaryota, Metazoa, Arthropoda, Insecta, Lepidoptera, Pieridae. The coding region runs from base 332 to 4618 and encodes 1428 amino acids. Gene Ontology annotation, biological process: intracellular signal transduction; cyclic nucleotide biosynthetic process; adenylate cyclase-activating G protein-coupled receptor signaling pathway.